GGGUGGAGGUGAGCCUCGUGCUGACGUCUUCUCGGUCAACUCGAGCGAGGAGAUCAACUAUAAGACAAUGAGUUGGAAGAAGGCUGCCGCCCUCCUCUUUGGCGAGUACGUUUGCCUUGCCAUCCUCUCAUUUCCCUACGCCUUCCAGACCCUCGGCAUGGCAGGCGGUAUUCUCUCGACAAUCAUCCUCGGCUCCGUCAAUCUGUACACCUCCCUGCUCCUCCACGCCUAUUGCCUCAAGUACCCCCAGCUUGUCAACAUUGCAGACAUUGGCAGGCAUCUCUUUGGUGGCCACUGGAUCUUCUAUGAGAUCACGGCCCUCGUCCUCGUUCUCAACAAUACCUUCCUCAUGGGUCUGCACACGCUGACCGGCGCUGAGAUCAUCAAUACCCUGGCUGCGCCUGGCUACUUGUGCACGGUCGGAGCGUCCAUCAUCAUCACCGUGGUCUCAGCCAUCGGAACUCUCCCUAGGAAGCUUGAGCACGUUGCGCUCAUGGGCAUUGUCUCAGCCAUUACCAUGGGAAUCGCAAUCAUUCUGACGCUGGCCUUCAGCGGAGCACAGGGUAGGAACCCCGCAGGCUUCAACCCCGACGAGCCCGUCGUCAUCACCGCUUGGGCUCCCAAGGGCACGACUUUUGUGGCAGGCUUCAACGCUCUGCUCAACAUCUUGUUCACUUGGGUCGGUCAGAUCGUCUACCCUUCCUUCAUCGCAGAGAUGAAGCAGCCUGAAGACUUCCCCAAGGCCCUCUAUGCGGUCACGAUCGCCGAAUUCGCCCUCUUCCUCACUGUGGGAAUCGUUGUCUACUACUACUCUGGCCAAUACACGGGCGCACCGGCUGUCACGGUCCUCAAGCCCGUCUUCAAGAAGAUCGCCUUCAGCUUCGUCCUCCCCACGACGAUCAUCAUCGGCAUCAUCUACGCCGCCGUCGUGGCCAAGUACCUCUUUGUCCGCUUCUUCGGCAAGACGCGUCACUUUGCCAACCACACCGUCAUCGGCUGGACAGGUUGGACGGCCAUCGUCUUCACCACUUGGGUGUUCGGUUGGAUCGUCGGAGAGGCCAUCCCCUUCUUCGGCACCUUGAUCAGUCUGCUGAGCGCCCUCUUCGAUGGGUGGAUCGGAUUCAUCCUCUGCUCCAUGGCCUUCUACCGUACUCACGAGGGGCAGCUCUGGACAGGUCAGCCCGUCUGGAGGAAGGCAGAGAGCGCCUUCAACGUAGUCCUCAUCUGCGUGGGCGUCUUCGUCUUUGCUGUCGGGACGUACACGUCCGUGCAGGCCAUCAUUGAUGGGUACGCAUCUGGAGCUGUUAAGGCGCCUUUCGGCUGCGCCAACAACGCCAUCUAAGGUG
This is a messenger RNA of Jaminaea rosea, 1346 nucleotides long. RefSeq lists its product as hypothetical. The transcript is spliced from 5 exons. NCBI's taxonomy places the organism in Eukaryota, Fungi, Basidiomycota, Exobasidiomycetes, Microstromatales. Gene Ontology annotation, biological process: amino acid transmembrane transport. Gene Ontology annotation, molecular function: amino acid transmembrane transporter activity. Gene Ontology annotation, cellular component: vacuolar membrane. The coding region runs from base 68 to 1342 and encodes 424 amino acids. The record is from RefSeq and is a predicted model, not a curated record.